AUGCUGGUAACUUAUAAUUUAACCGUGCCUGUUGUUUUUCUGCUGACUCUGAUCUAUGGAAUGUCAGCUCUCUCAUUCGAUCAGCCAAAUCUAUGUCCGACAGCAAAGUGGAAUCAAGACGCGUCCCCUUUUGCAGAUGUAUAUGACGUCGGAACCGAACGUGUACUUAUGUUCAUUGAUGCAAAUAACACAAUUUAUGCUACUUCAGACAAGAAAGCUCAAAUUAUAGUCUGUUUGAUAGACGAUUCACAAUAUGCGGCAUGGUCAAACGAAGCUAAUUUGCGUUCACCACCUGCACUUCACUAA
Adineta ricciae is the source of this 306-nucleotide messenger RNA. NCBI's taxonomy places the organism in Eukaryota, Metazoa, Rotifera, Eurotatoria, Adinetida, Adinetidae. The record is from the annotation of a GenBank genome assembly.